ACAAUUAAAAUGAUAACAAAUUGAAAAUAAAUAUUUUUUCGAAAAUUUUUAAGAAAUAACUUGUCUACUAUGAGUGAGGAAGAUUUCAAGCUUGAAGAAUACUUCAAUAAAUGCCGAUGCUGUUUCAGGAACUUGGAAGAUGAGAAAGGUUUCGUAAAAAUUUCAAGAUUAAUUCAGCAAAGAUUUUUUGAUUUAACAGAAAUUCAGCUGGUUGAAAAUGAAGCCUACUCAAGUGUCAUUUGCAAUUUUUGCGAUAAUGAUUUGGAAGUGUUUUCAAAAUUUCGAUUUAGUCUUGUUGAGAAACAAAAUAAAUUAUAUCGUGCUGGAGAAAAAUGUGGUUACCUAAUAUCUUAUCCUGAGCUCACUACAUCUCCGAAAAUUACAAUAAAAGCAGAGAUCGAAGAUGAACUAAAUAAUGAAGACAUAUUUAUUGAUUGUCCAACUUUCAUAGGAAAUAAUGAAUUGAAAGUAGAAAAUUUUGAUUAUUAUGAUGACAAAAAAAUUCAUAAGAAAAGAAAAGAGAUUGAAGUAAACAAUGAGGAACAUCAGAAGCUUCUCGAAGAAUUCAAAAUAGAAUUAAAAAAGAACAAGGAUAAAAACGUUCAAUGCCCAAGGUGUUUUAAAUUUCUUCAUCGUGAUUCAAUUAAAGAGCAUAUUAAUGUUGUACAUUUCAAACAAAAUAAGUUUCAAUGCGAACAUGAAGAUUGCGGUUAUAGUGCAUCCCGAUUUGGAAGAGUCAUGAUGCAUAUGAAAGCUGUUCAUAAGUACGAAAUAGAUUCCAAAUACGAACAAACAAAACAGCCUAAGAAGCAAUGUAACGUUUGCGGUUCUUUAGUAAGAAAUUGGCGUCGCCAUGUUAUGAAAGUUCACAUGAAUAUAAAAAAUUUCUUUUGCGAUUCAUGUCCAUAUGGCGCUUUCUUCAAAUAUGAUUUAGAACAACAUAUGAGAGUGCAUAUUCAAAAGCAGCCUAAAGAACCGCAAAAAUAUUUCUGUGAAAUGUGUGGUCUUGAUUUUGAAAAACGUUUUCAUCUCAAUGCUCAUGUUAAAGCAAAACAUACAAAAAGAGAACGAAUUCAUCAGUGUUCCAUUUGCGAAAAAGCAUUUUUCUCAGCAGAGAAUCUCAAAAAGCAUGUUGAGUCUCAUGGCGCAAAAGUUAUGCCUUGUGAAUUUUGUGGAAAACUUUUUUCAUGUAUGAACAAUCUCAGGACGCAUCUUUAUUAUCAUUCCGAGCCAAAAUUUAUUUGCGACUUUCCUAACUGCGAUAAGAAGUUUUACAUGAGAAAGCGUUUGCGGGCACAUGUUAAAACGCAUAAUGGACAGAAAGAUUUUGGUUGUACAUUUUGUGAAAAAAGUUACUUCUCACAAAAUGAUCUCAACCGACAUUUGUUUUCCAUACAUCAAAAAAUGCGCUUCUUUUGUCAAGUUCCCGGAUGUCACGGAAAUUUUUCACGACGUGAGUAUUACAAAAAACAUGCCAUUGCACAUCAUCAAAGCCUCGGUCCGGAAGGUUUAUUAAUCCUCCUUCAAAGUAUAAAAGAAGCACUGCCGUGUCAAAAAUUUUAAGCUUCUAUUG
Messenger RNA from Clunio marinus, 1573 nucleotides. The record is from the annotation of a GenBank genome assembly. NCBI's taxonomy places the organism in Eukaryota, Metazoa, Arthropoda, Insecta, Diptera, Chironomidae.